Jatropha curcas is the source of this 951-nucleotide messenger RNA. RefSeq lists its product as uncharacterized. The record is from RefSeq and is a predicted model, not a curated record. Lineage: Eukaryota; Viridiplantae; Streptophyta; Magnoliopsida; Malpighiales; Euphorbiaceae.
AUCAUCUCUUUUGAUUUUAAAUCUUCAUAUGCUUUGUAUUUUAUAUUUGUUUUUGAAGUGCAUGUCGUUUUCAAUCCAUAUAUUGAUCCAUCGUUGCUUCCAUGGAUAGUGCUAAGUUUGAAGAUAAUUCCUCACCUGUGGAUUCGGUUUCGCCUGAAAUUUGUAAUUCUGGAGCUCUUUCUGCAACAGGAAUGAGCCAUGCAUCACCAGAUGGCUUUGUUAAAAGACCAAGGGUUUCAUAUUAUCCUGGUUUACCUAGCAAUGAAAGAAGUGUAACCCAUCAAGGGGCUGCAAAUUAUGGUGCAAAUGGAGGUGGAGGUGCUGGUGCUGGUGCUGGUGGAGGUGGACAAGGUGGACAAGGUGGAGGUGGAAGUGGACGAGGCGGCGGUGGAGGUGUACGAGUAACUCCUCGUCCUAAGAUUCCAAUUCUUUUGAGAACUCCACAGAAUGAGUUGUACCAGUUGUACGAGAUUGAAUUGUAUUCAAAUAUGAAUCUGGAGCAGGUGCUUGCCCUCCUACACCACUACUGGUGCCUCUAUACCAAUCAACAGCCACGUCAAAAUGUUAGUUGGGAGACAGUAUGGCCUGGAUAUAUAGUGAAAUUUAGUUGUCUGCGGCAUAUAUGUAACCCUUAUCCAGAUGAAGAGGAUUUUAUGGAGUUAGAUUUUGAUGGGGAUUGGUCUCAGUUCCGCUAUGGGGUUGAGCGGAUAAUCGUUGUAAGGUUGGCUUGAACUGACCAUUUCAAAUUGGAAUCUCAGACUAUGUUUAGGCUUUGUUUUAGACGUUGUUGCUUUUUUUUCUUGAACGGUCUAUCUGGCUAUAGUCAUCGUUCUCCUGCAAUGGCAGAGCUGACUGGAGUCCGGGAAGUCUUGUGAGGGCCGGUUGUGAUCGAGUUGAAUCGCUUUAUGUUCAAAUAUUGUUGAUGUUUUCUGAAUUUGGUUUGCUUAUAUA